Molecule: messenger RNA, 1325 nt
Organism: Serpula lacrymans var. lacrymans S7.9
Lineage: Eukaryota; Fungi; Basidiomycota; Agaricomycetes; Boletales; Serpulaceae
Exons: 5
Coding region: 16-1281 (421 amino acids)
Source: RefSeq, a predicted model, not a curated record
ACAGGGAGGAUCGUUAUGUCUUCCUACGAAUCUCUAAGGGCUGCUGGGACCACAGUUGUCUGUUUAUCACCGUGGGGCGAUUCUUCACCUUUGUUGUUACCUUGUCUACGUUUUCGCGAUCUAGCAGUGCAUGGUGUCGUGGUUGCGACGGGGGGCGUGGCCGCCAUUGCAGCUCCGGUGAUGGGCCCCGUCUCCGAUGCAGUUCUCUCUACUGUUGGUGAUGGCAUUCUUGUCGAGAUGGGAUUACACACUGGUUUCGAGCUGACUGCCAAAGCUGCUGAUGAUUUGAUCGGCGACGGAGCAAUCAAGAAAAUGGUCCCAUUGUACUCUACGAGACUGGAGACAACAAAUGUCAAGACUAUUUUGAUCACUCUAAAAUACAAGCACACCGUGGAAGACGCGUCGUUAGGAUUUUUCAGGAGUAGCUUACACAAAGACAACUCUCUGUUCUCAGUGGUAAAAGACUAUUUUGGUAUAGAGAAAGGGUGGUUUUCGCCUUAUCUCUUCGCCAGCGGCCGCAGACCCAUCAUUCCCAGAACCGUGAAACCUGACGUCUUAUUCUGCCACGGACCAUUCCUCCCAGGUGAUUACAAGGUGGGAGAAACUUUGCUGGCAGAGUCUGCAUCAGUUAUCACACUCUGCCCUGCUAUUUCUCCUGAAGGCGUGACGGAAAAGCCCAUUGCACAUCAUCAUUCGCUGUCGAUACCCGAUCUUCCUUCUUUGACUCAUUUCUCUCGUUCACGUACGCCUUCUCCGGAGCCGACAUUGGCACCUCCGAUAUUGCCCCUCGCGCCGAGGAGGAUAGUUAUACUGGUACUAGGAAUGAAACCCCACAGGCUUCUGUGGACGACAAGCGCUAGACCAAGUGAAAGCGUCAUUCAUUAUCAGCUAUUAAACGGCUGCCCCGCAAUAGUCGUGCCUGCCAAGGUUGGCGCGCCAUUGAUAGCCUGGGAUGGGCUUACGCUGGAGGAUCUCUGGAAAGUAAGCCUGCCUAACGAGGGCGAAGUGGGUUUCGGGAAAGCUAGCACGAAUACUACCUUCGUGGGAAUUGUUAAUGUUUUGUUUGAAUAUUUGGACUUAUGCAUUGACUGGGAACGGGUAAUUAUUCAAGGCGACGAAUAUGCCGACGAGAGCAAGCAAAAUGAAGAUGGCAAGAAGGCCUCUGUUUGGGAUGCUUUAGCAUUAUUGGUUGCAGGAGCUGUAAGGAGUGGGAGGAGCAAGGAAGUGAAGAAAGAAGUGGACAAGGAGAGAAGCGGUAUUGCAAUGUGGCGAAUUCCUUGAGAAAUGAUGUUCGCACUUGCAGUUUCGAUGAUCGAAGUAGCUUG